Molecule: messenger RNA, 2874 nt
Organism: Bipolaris sorokiniana ND90Pr
Lineage: Eukaryota; Fungi; Ascomycota; Dothideomycetes; Pleosporales; Pleosporaceae
Exons: 6
Coding region: 1-2874 (957 amino acids)
Biological process (GO): phosphatidylinositol biosynthetic process; positive regulation of kinase activity
Cellular component (GO): PAS complex; fungal-type vacuole membrane; endosome membrane
Source: RefSeq, a predicted model, not a curated record
AUGGACGCCAACAUCACAAAAGCCCUCAACGACAAGCUCUACGAUAGGCGCAAGAGCGGGGCACUCGAGCUCGAGGGCCUCAUCCGCGAUGCCCUCGCCGCCCAGGACCAUGACAGGAUAGCAAAGAUUGUCCAUCAGCUGUGUCACGAGUAUGCCUAUGCCGUCCACCAACCCCACGCUCGCAACGGCGGUCUCAUAGGACUGGCCGCUGCCUCUAUAGCCUUGGGGCCCGAAGUCGCCCGCUACCUCGAGGAGAUCGUGCCCCCGGUGCUUGCUUGCUUCAGUGAUCAAGAUGCCCGUGUUCGGUACUACGCGUGCGAAAGCAUGUACAACAUUGCAAAGGUCGCAAAGGGCGAGAUACUUGUCUACUUUAACCAAGUCUUCGAUGCUCUCUGCAAGAUGGCCGCAGACUCGGAGCUGUCUGUCAAAAAUGGCGCAGAGCUCCUGGACCGCUUGAUCAAAGACAUUGUCUCAGAGUCCGCUGCCAGCUAUGUCUCGGUGCUGCAGACCACGCCUGAGCAGCACGACGGCGAGGACGAGCCAUAUCCAUACGCAUUCAGCCUCGAACGGUUCUUGCCGCUUCUCGAAGAGCGCAUAAACGUCAUCAACCCCUUCACUCGCUCCUUCCUCGUUGCAUGGAUAACACUACUCGAUUCCAUACCUGAUCUUGAGCUGAUUGCUCACCUACCACGCUUCCUUGGUGGCCUCUUCAAGUUCUUGAGCGACUCCAACCAGGAUGUAUACACUAUGACGCAGGCGGCGCUGGACAGACUCCUGAACGAGAUUAAGAAGAUUGCCAGAAUCAAAAAGGGCAUAGAGGAAAGCAAGAAGAGCAACAGUAAGGACGAGCGCAGAAACUCUGCCGAUAGUAUGCACAGCGGAAGCGAUGCGUCCGACUUUACGCCCCUCGACCCGAAUGAUUCGAUUGAUGACAAGGGCGACGCCAGUGGAGAAAGUGGCUCUGUUUCUGGAGAGAGCGAAAAGUCUGUACAUGGCGAUGGUAACUGGAUACCAGGCCAGGAUGUGCACGUGGACCAUCCCAAAAUCCUUGGGAUACUCGUUGACUUUCUAGUCCCACCGCCUGAUACAGAAGAGGAGCAGACAGAGAUAUUACUGACAGCGCUGCGCUGGAUCGACAACUUCUUUGACAUUUGUCCAGAAGACAUCAUGCCGUUUGUCCCGAGCCUUCUGUCGCACGUAUUGCCCCGCAUGUCGCAUGAGGUUGAUACCGUUCGCAAAGCAGCAGUUAAGGUCAAUGCUUCGCUUAUGGAUUACAUCUUAUCCUUAUCUGAUGACAAUCGUCCACGAGAUGGGGGCGCAAGUGGACAGAUUCAGUUGCCGCCUUCCCUCUCCGAGCUCGGGAAGGAGCUUACUGGUACACAACGGCGAGACUCUAAUCUCUCAGGCCGCUUGCUCAAGGCAGUUAUCCGCGACCAGGCAAACAAGGCCGAGUCACCUGACGGCAGGUCCCCCACGCCCGCAGAGGACAGUGGUUCGUCACCUCGCCCAAUACCAGAGUUGGAUUACCAAGCUGCAGUCAGUGCUUUAACACUGCAAUUUUUGAAUGAACAUGAAGCUACUCGUGUUGCGGCUAUCGCGUGGCUAAUCAUGCUACAUAGGAUGGCACCCGGCAGAAUACUGACAGUGGACGACGGAACCUUUCCAGCACUGCUUAAGACACUAUCUGACCCUUCCGAUGCGGUUGUUACGCGCGACCUGCUACUCCUCUCUCAGAUAUCUCUGCAUAGCGACGAUACAUACUUCACCUCGUUCAUGGUCAACUUGCUGAAGUUGUUCUGCACUGACCGCAGGCUGCUCGAGACGCGCGGUAACCUUAUUAUUAGACAGCUAUGUCUCACCCUUAGUGCUGAGAGGAUCUAUCGUACCAUGGCCGAUUGCCUGGCAAAGGACGAAGAUGUCGAGUUUGCAAGCAUCAUGGUGCAGAACCUCAACAACAACCUCAUCACUGCGCCAGAGCUCGCAGACUUGCGGAGGCGACUAAGGAACCUUGACAGUAAGGAUGGCCAAUCCUUUUUCGUCACUCUGUUCAAGGCUUGGUGUCACAACGCCGUGGCUACCUUCUCACUGUGUCUCCUCGCUCAAGUCUAUGAACAGGCAUACCAUUUACUACAAGUCUUCGCCGAGCUUGAAAUGACGGUCAACAUGCUUAUCCAGAUUGACAAGCUGGUCCAACUUCUCGAGUCCCCAGUCUUCACUUAUCUUCGCAUGCAGCUCCUCGAGCCUGAGCGAUAUCCACACUUGUACAAGUGCAUGUAUGGUCUACUGAUGCUACUUCCCCAAUCCUCUGCUUUUGCUGCGCUUAAGAAUCGCCUCAACAGCGUCUCAGCCAUAGGCUACCUGCAUAUUGCGCCUCAGCGCAGCAGCUCGACGUAUGUGCACCCUUCCCCCACUCUAAACCACUUGCGGCAAAAAAGCUCAGAAGCCGGCGCGAACAGUAGUAGCAGUAGUAGCAUUGCCUCGCCUGGAGGAGCCAACAUAUCCAACUUCGAACGGUCUGGCCGACUGAAGCCAAGGGACGUGCUGGGCGGCCCGGAAGCGGGCGCCACGGUGAAGUGGACCGAGUUGCUAGAGCGGUUCAAGCAAACGCAGGAAAAGGCGAGGCGCAGUCAAAGAAUGGCCAGUAUGGGCGAAGAAGAGGAGGUCUACGAGAAGAUGGGCCCGACAGUACCGACUCCGUCUGCGCCACCUAAGAGUGUUGCCGGGCUUAGGCCAGGAAGUCCUGCAGGUGCGAUGAGACCGCCUCCAGCGCCUGCACCGCCGGGUCCUCUACCAGGACACAAGCCACGGUCUAGCCUGAGUAACCUAGGAAGGUUUGCUGGGGGAGUGGCAGGGAGAAGAAAGGAUAAGAAAUAG